UAUACACUCUUCAUUUUGCCUGCUGUAGUAACAGUCUUUUGUGACAGGAAGUGAACACUGCAUAGUGAACUGUCUAAAAAAACAUAAUUUCAACAUCUAAAAUGCCACAGGUAUCGAAGAUCAUUCUCCUGCUGUUAUUUGGACAACAUGUCUACUCUCAGGAGGAAUGUGCAAAAUCAUUGGUGGUGACAUGUAAUGACUGCAUUAAGUCUGGACCAGGAUGCACUUGGUGCCAGGACUUGAAUUUCACCAAGCCUGGAGAGCCGGAAGCAGUACGAUGUGACACAGAGAGCAACCUUCUAAAAAAAGGCUGCCCAGAGAAAAAGAUAAUCAACCCACCCAGUGACUUAAGAAACAUUCGGAACAAACCACUGACAAGCACAACAGACAAGACUAAAAAUGCAGUUCAGUUGCAGCCACAAGAAAUUGAACUCAAUUUACGACCAGGACAUGCCUAUGCCUUUGAUCUCAAAUUUAAAAGGGCAGAGGGUUACCCUGUUGAUUUGUACUAUCUGAUGGAUUUGUCCUACUCAAUGGGUGAUGACUUGAAUAAUGUGAAAAGCCUGGGAAUAAAGAUACUUGAAAACUUGCAGCGCAUUACUGGAAAUGCAAGGAUAGGCUUUGGCUCAUUUGUAGAUAAAACAGUUCUUCCAUUCACGGACACAUCCGAAGAGAAGUUAAAAAAGCCUUGUCCGGCCUCUGAAGUGAAAUGUCAGCCGGCAUUUGGCUUUCAGCAUGUACUCAGUCUGACACAGGAUGUGAAAAAAUUCAAUGAUUUGGUCUCUCAACAGAAUAUAUCUGGGAACUUGGACAUCCCAGAGGGAGGUCUUGAUGCCAUGAUGCAAGUUAUCACCUGUGUGGAUAAGAUUGGCUGGGGAAACAGCACACGGCUGCUGGUGCUGGCCACUGAUGCUGGCUUCCACAUGGCAGGUGAUGGGAAACUUGCUGGGAUUCUGGAACCCAACCAAGAGACUUGUCAGCUAGAUACUCGCAACAUGUAUAGCAAGAGCAACACUUGGGAUUAUCCAUCUGUUGGUCAGAUUGCCAGGAAUUUGGAAGCGCAAAAUAUACAGCCUAUUUUUGCUGUAACCGAAGAUGUUUCACAAAUAUAUAAAGAGCUGAGUAAACUAAUUCCUAAAUCAGUAGUUGGAGUACUAAGUAAAGAUUCAAGCAAUGUGGUAAAACUAAUUGAGGAUGCAUACAAUAAACUCUCCUCUAAUAUAAUUGUAACCCAUGAGGGACUCCCAAAAGGCAUAUCAGUAACAUUCACAUCUAACUGUGAAGGUGGACAAAAGAAUAGUUAUAAGGGGAUAUGCAAUAAUGUCGCCAUUGGUAAUGAGGUGACUUUCAAUGUGAUUGUAAAGGCAGACACAUGCCUAGAGAAUGAGACUUUCAACAUAAGUCUAUUGGGGUUCAAUGAAAAACUGCUGGUUUCGGUUAAAACACGAUGCAAGUGUGAGUGCGACAAUCAGGAUGUUGUGCAUGAGUACUGUAAUAAUAAAGGCAAAAUUAGCUGUGGCACAUGCAGUUGUAAUUCUGGUUUCCUGGGGCAGCGGUGUGAGUGCGACUUGGAUAACAAAGAUGAGGCCGCUCUGAAGGAACAGUGCCGCAAAAAAAAUGGGACAGAGUGUGAGGGCCGUGGAGACUGCGAGUGUGGAUUGUGCAAGUGCCACCAAACCGAGGGGGGCAAAACCUAUUACGGUCCUCACUGUGAAUGCGAUGAUGAACAUUGUGAAAAAGACGGCAACAGACUGUGUGGAGGUCGAGGGGAUUGCAGGUGUGGAGAAUGUAAAUGCUAUGAAGGCUAUGAAGGAACAGCCUGUCAGUGCAAGAAAUCUAAUGAAAGUUGCCUGACAGGAGAAACCGUGUGUCAUGGACGUGGUAAAUGUCUGUGCAACAAGUGUGAAUGUCAGGGGUUAUACAGCGGACAUACGUGUGAAACAUGUCUCACGUGCAAACUGCCAUGCCAAGAGUCAGGGAGCUGUGUUGAAUGCAAUGCAUUUGGGACAGGGCCAUUAGAGAAGACCUGCGCAUCAUCCUGCAAACACCUUAAGGUUACAGUAGAGGAAAAACUUUCAAAAAAUCAGUGUCAAGUGAAGGACAGCCUGGGCUGCCGGAUGAUCUUCUCAAUGACUGAACAAGAUGGAUUUGACAAAUAUUUUGUAAAGGUCCUCAAGGACAGAGAAUGUCCUCAGGGGCCAAAUGUUGGACUCAUAGUGGGUGGAUCCCUUGCUGCCGUGGCAUUGAUUGGACUUCUAAUCCUCAUCCUCAUUAAAGCAAUAUUUUAUAUAAAUGACCUCAAAGAGUGGAAGAGGUUUGAAAAGGAAGCACAGCGCCGUCAAUGGGCAAAAAGUGAAAAUCCAUUAUUUCAGAAAGCAACCACAACUGUGGCAAAUCCAGCAUUUACUGGAGACUCCUAAGGUAGUACUGGAUUACUUGAACCAAGUUGUUUAAAAUAAAUCCAUUAAAUGGAUUACACAUUUCUAAUCCAAUACUUUAGCAUGCUCUUCCAGUCCACAUUUUGCACCUUCCUCUGUGCUGGGAAAAUAACACUGUUACUUGAACACCUGAGCACAGUAAUCAGUGUUCUGUAGCCUGUGAUUGCUUCUCAGGGACUUGGAUUGAGAUCCUCUGGGAAUUGUUUUGUGGCUGUGACAUUUUGUAUUUUGCUCAUGUGUUAUUGCUUAUUCAGCAUAUAAAUAUUCAGUGUUUUAAUCGACAUUAUUAAAUUGUUGUUCAGUAUCAGCUCAUUGUAAAUAAUUAACAGCUAUGACUUUUGUAUGAUCUUUUGUGUGUACUUGAAAUUAAUAUUUAAAUAAAGUUUUUGACUUUUA
Molecule: messenger RNA, 2834 nt
Organism: Tachysurus vachellii
Lineage: Eukaryota; Metazoa; Chordata; Actinopteri; Siluriformes; Bagridae
Gene: itgb2
Product: integrin, beta 2
Exons: 16
Coding region: 102-2420 (772 amino acids)
Biological process (GO): cell adhesion mediated by integrin; cell migration; cell-matrix adhesion
Cellular component (GO): focal adhesion; integrin complex; cell surface
Molecular function (GO): integrin binding; amyloid-beta binding
Source: RefSeq, a predicted model, not a curated record